UUUAUUUUGUUUUUAUUUUAUCCCUCACUCCCUCAGACAGUCAGACACUUCCUCACUCAUCUCUCUGAGUCUCUCUCUCUCUCUCUCUCUCUCUCUCUCUCUCUCUCUGAGAACCGCUUGAACCCUAACGUGUGUCUCUAUACGUUUUUGAAACUCAGAUACACACACACAGUGUAUGGUUUUCAAUUCUUCAUAGGUUAUGAUGGCCGCUUCGGACACUGCAUCUCGUUCCAGUUCCGCGGCCGAUUCCUACAUUGGUUGCUUGAUUAGUUUAACGUCAAAAAGUGAGAUCAGAUACGAAGGUGUUCUCUAUAACAUCAACACCGAUGAGUCUAGUAUUGGUCUCAGAAACGUGAUCUCUUUUGGAACUGAAGGAAGGAAAAAGGAAGGUCCACAACUUCCUCCCGGUGAAAAGAUCUAUGAGUAUAUACUGUUCCGUGGGACGGACAUCAAGGAUUUACAGGUGAAAUCUUCCCCACCUGUCCAGCCUACUGCACCAACAAGUACCGAUCCAGCUAUUAUUCAGUCUCAGUAUCCUCGCUUAGUCACACCCUCUACAAGUUUACCUGCUGCAAGUGGAUCUUUGACUGAUGCUAGUCCUCCUACAACACAGCUUGGACACCCAGGGUCAAAUUUUCAAGGGCCUUUGUAUCAACCUGGGGGAAAUGUAGUGUCAUGGGGAGCUUCUUCACCUGCUCCAAAUGCAAAUGGCGGUGGGCUUGCUAUGCCAAUGUACUGGCAAGGAUAUUAUGGUGCCCCAAAUGGGCUUCCUCAGUUACAUCAGCAAUCUUUGCUUCGACCUCCACCUGGCUUAUCCAUGCCUUCAUCUAUGCAGCAACCAAUGCCUUCUUCUAUGCAGCAGCCGAUGCCUUCAUCUAUGCAGCAGCCGAUGCAUUCAUCUGUGCAGCAGCCGAUGCAUUCAUCUGUACAGCAGCCAAUGCAUUCAUCUGUGCAGCAGCCGAUGAAUUCAUCUGUUCAGCAGCCGAUGCAUUCAUCUGUGCAGCAGCCGAUGCCUUCAUCUGUGCAGCAGCCAAUGCAUUCAUCUGUGCAGCAGCCGAUGCAUUCAUCUGUGCAGCAGCCGAUGCAUUCAUCUAUGCAGCAGCCGUUGCAUUUUCCCAAUUUUAGUCCCUCUUUACCAACCGGGCCUUCAAAUUUUCCAGAAUUCCCGUCAGCUUUCCUCCCUGUGGGCACUAGUUCCCCUAAUAUAACAUCUACUUCUGCACCUCCAUUGAAUCUUUCAACAACAAUUUUACCUUCAGCACCUCCGGCUACACUAGUUCCUGAAACUUUUCAAGUGUCAGCUCCAAACAAGACACCAACUGUGUCACUUCCUGCAGUCACACUAAGUGCUAACUUUUCAUCGCUAGCUCCUUUUUCCAAUGGUGGUCCCGAUAUAAGUGCUGCAGCACCAUUGGCCAAUAAACCUAAUGCAAGUUCAGGUCCAAGUUUGUCAUACCAAACUGUACCCAAGCAGACAACUCCUUCAAUUGUUGGUUCUUCAAAUACUAUCCGCACAGAACCCCCAGUCCCUUCUCUGGUAACCCCAGCUCAAUUAUUGCAGUCUGGACAAACUGUAGUAGCUUCAUCCAAGCCUUUACAAACAGCACAUAAGGAUGUUGAAGUGGUUCAGGUAUCAUCAGCAUCGCCUCCAGAACCAUCUGUGCCUGUCACUGCUGAGUCUCAGCCACCAAUACUUCCAUUGCCAGUACGGCCAACUCAAAGGCCCGGUGGAGCUUCUACCCAAACUCCUCAUCAUGGCUAUGGUUAUAGGGGACGCGGAAGAGGAGGAAGAGGAAUUGGGGGAUUCCGCCCAUCUGAGAGAUUCACGGAGGACUUUGACUUCACAGCAAUGAAUGAGAAGUUCAAAAAGGAUGAAGUAUGGGGUCACCUAGGUAAAAGCAACAAGAAAGACGGGGAAGAAAAUGCCAGUGAUGAAGAUGGCGGUCAAGAUGAAGACGAUGGCGAUGUACCAAACUUGGAGGUUAAGCCUGUUUAUAACAAGGAUGAUUUCUUUGACUCACUCUCGUGCAACUCGCUCAAUAAUGAUCCACAAAAUGGAAGGAUUAGAUAUUCUGAACAAAUCAAGAUGGAUACUGAGACAUUUGGUGAUUUUACGAGAAACCGUGGUGGAUGGGGUGGCCGUGGUCCAUGGCGCGGUGGUGGCGGUGGACGUGGCCGAGGUGGUGGUUAUUAUGGUCGAGGUGGUGGUGGUGGUUAUGGCUAUGCCGGAAGAGGAAGAGGGGGGCGUGGCAUGUCUGGCGGUCGUUAUUAGAUGCAGGCUGCAAUGCUAAGUUGUGGUGGUAGGGAGGAGGUAAGGAACAGAAGGCAAGCCACCCACUUAAAGCAGCGUUUGUUGUUCGUUUGAGGCUAUGCUUCAAUAUUGUGAUUUCUGUUGUUCUGUUUUGUCAUACAAUAAGUUAGACAGUUUUUCUGGUCCUGUUGACACCGUAUUAUUUACCCAAAAAACCUAGUUUCGUUUGGUGGAUCGAUGUAUAUCUCUACCAUUUUCUUUAUUUAUUCAUACAUCUUGAUUUUGGACAAAUUUUAGGCAAGUUUCUUGCAGUAUAUUGUUUAUGUAUGUAAGCAAUCAGCAAGUUUUCCAUUUCCCGAGUUGAAUUGUUUUGCAUUGUAAAUGCAAGUGACAAUAUUUUUAAGACGAAGUUAUAUACUUUGAUACCUUAUCUUUA
This is a messenger RNA of Trifolium pratense (red clover), 2687 nucleotides long. RefSeq names its product protein decapping 5-like. The coding region runs from base 200 to 2272 and encodes 690 amino acids. Gene Ontology annotation, molecular function: mRNA binding. Gene Ontology annotation, biological process: P-body assembly; cytoplasmic stress granule assembly. The record is from RefSeq and is a predicted model, not a curated record. Gene Ontology annotation, cellular component: P-body. The transcript has 8 exons. NCBI's taxonomy places the organism in Eukaryota, Viridiplantae, Streptophyta, Magnoliopsida, Fabales, Fabaceae.